GUGGUUGCUAGGACAUACCUGACUGUAUUCCGUUGGUAUAAGGGUUUCAACCCAUGGAAAGUAGAGGUGAAGUCCACGCCUGUGUGGGUCCAGCUGCCGGACCUACCUAUCGAAUUCUUUAACGCGGAGGCUGUUACAAUUAUUGCUCAGUUGAUUGGUCGGCCAGUUCGUGUGGAUCGUGCAACUGAGAUGGGUGCAAGAGGAAACUACGCUAGAGUUUGCGUCGAAGUGGACCUCUCUCGUCCAUUACUUUCACAAUACAAAGUUGAGGGAACUACCUAUCUAAUUCAGUAUGAAGGCUUGGAAGACAUAUGUGGGGAAUGUGGAAUGUAUGGGAAUAAAACAACCUCAUGCAAAUGCCAUGCAAUGGGUGAAGAGGAAAAAGAAUUGGAGGAAACUGUAGUACCGGAAACCCAAGAUGCGAACCCAACUGAAGGCCGGGUGUACGGUGAGUGGAUGACGGUAAAGAAGAAGGUGUGGCAGCCGAUGAAGCGCGUUAGUAACUCUGAUGGCAGGAGGGAAGAGGUGGCAAGAAGAAAUAGAUUUCAUGUUCUAAACGAACAGGAGGGUUAUGGGAAGGAUGGUCGGACUGAAACAAUGGCAGAAAAGGAAAGGUCGGGUGGGGAGGAAGUGAAUCCGGGUGCACAGACCGGCGGAUAUACUGAAAAAGAGAGGGUGAUGGCUGGGAAGGGAUCAGAGGGGGGUCUUACAAAGAAUGAUGGGAAACAGAAGAUGAGUAGUGAUACGGCAAAAGGUGGGAAGGAUAAGGCUGGGAAACAGGUCAAUGUGGAAGGUGCUCAGAAGGUGAAAGUGAAUAAGGGUGGUAAAGCCCAAGUGACUCAUGGCAAUGGAAUUAGCUCGAAAAGAGGUAACCAAACAGCUGAUGGUGCGGGGAACCUAUCCCCUUCUGGGAAUAGAUGA
Molecule: messenger RNA, 921 nt
Organism: Linum tenue
Lineage: Eukaryota; Viridiplantae; Streptophyta; Magnoliopsida; Malpighiales; Linaceae
Source: the annotation of a GenBank genome assembly